UGCUACUUAUUAUAAGUUACAAGCAGCUCACUAAGCUAGUAAAGCCACACCAGGAGCUUGCACUGGGAGCAACACCAAUGGAAGACCACCACUACCUCUACCUCGGAUUAGCUCUCGUCUCGUUGCUCGUCAUGCUCGCCAAGCGCCGCCGGCGCUCCGACAUGGCGCACGGGCACGGUCUGCGGCUGCCGCCCGGGCCGUGGCAGCUGCCAAUCCUCGGCAGCCUGCACCACAUGGCCGGCAAGCUCCCGCACCACGCGCUGCGUGACCUCGCUCGGCGCCACGGGCCGCUCAUGCUGCUCCGGAUCGGCGAGGUGCCCGCGCUGGUGGUGUCGUCCCGGGAGGCGGCGCGGGAGGUGAUGAAGACGCACGACGCCGUGUUCGCAACGCGGCCGCUGAGCCCCACCAUGCGGGCGCUCACCAAGGGCGGCCGGGGGAUCAUCAUGGCGCCCUACGGGGCCCACUGGCGGCAGCUCCGCCGGAUCACCAUCACCAAGCUCCUCACAGCGCGCCGCGUGCUCUCCUUCCGCGCCGUCCGCGAGGAGGAGGCCGCCGCCAUGCUGCGCGCGUGCGCCGCGGCGGCGGCGGCGGGGUCUCGCGCCGUGGACAUGCGCGAGCGGCUGUCCGCGCUCAUCACGGACACCACGAUGCGCGCCGCGAUGGGUGACCGGUUCAAGGACCGCGAGGUCUUCCUGCGUGUGCUCGACCGCGCCAUCGUGCUCUCUGCCGGGUUUAACAUGGCCGACCUGUGGCCGUCCUCCCGGAUCGUCGGCCGGCUCAGCGGCGCCGUGCGCCGCUGCGAGGAGAUCCGUGACACCGUGUUCGGGAUCCUCGACGGCAUCAUCGAGGAGCACCUGGAGAGGAUGCGCAACGGCGGCGGCGGCGAGGUCAAAGACCUCCUCGACGUGCUGCUGAAGGUACAGCAGGACGGUGACCUGCCGAUCCCGCUCGACAUGGACGUCAUCAAGGUCGUCAUCGUUGACAUCUUUGCCGGCAGCGAGACGACAGCGCCGACGCUGGAGUGGGCCAUGGCGGAGCUCGUCCAGAACCCGAAGGUCAUGGAGCGGGCGACGGCGGAGGUGCGGCACGCCUUCGCCGCCCACGGAUCGGUGUGCGAGGACAGGCUCGCGGAGCUCCGGUACCUGCCCCUCGUCAUCCGGGAGACGCUCCGGCUGCACACGCCGCUGCCGUUCCUGAUCCCGCAGGAGUGCCAGGAACCCUGCCGCGUGCUGGGCUAUGACGUGCCGCGGGGCAUCACGGUCAUGGUGAACGCCUGGGCGCUGGGCCGCGACGAGCGCUACUGGCCGGGGGAUCCCGACGCGUUCCGGCCGGAGCGGUUCGAGGCCGGCGGCGGCGGCGCGGCGGACUUCAGGGGCACCGACUUCGAGCUCCUGCCGUUCGGUGCCGGGAGGAGGAUGUGCCCUGGCCUGGGGUUUGCGCUCGCCAACAUGGAGCUCGCGCUCGCCAGCCUCCUGCUCCACUUCGACUGGGAGGCGCCCGGCGCCGCCGAGGUCGACAUGACCGAGGCGUUCGGCCUCACCGCGCACCGGAAAGCCAGGCUCCUGCUCCGCCCCAUCCUUCGCGUUCCGGUUCCAGGCGUCUAGUCACUGCCGCGUGCCGCCAAAGGAUAGAUGGCUGGGUUCACAUGUAUGGGCCUCUAUCAUUCAGAGUUCAGACAGUCAGCCCUGUGUUCACUUGUGAACUUACAAAAUAAUUGCAAUAAUACUCCCUCCAGUCAUAAUUUUUUUUA
This is a messenger RNA of Panicum hallii, 1750 nucleotides long. Its product is annotated as premnaspirodiene oxygenase-like. The record is from RefSeq and is a predicted model, not a curated record. NCBI's taxonomy places the organism in Eukaryota, Viridiplantae, Streptophyta, Magnoliopsida, Poales, Poaceae. Bases 78 to 1604 code for a protein of 508 amino acids. Gene Ontology annotation, molecular function: oxidoreductase activity, acting on paired donors, with incorporation or reduction of molecular oxygen; iron ion binding; monooxygenase activity. The transcript has 2 exons.